Anolis sagrei ordinatus is the source of this 1882-nucleotide messenger RNA. Lineage: Eukaryota; Metazoa; Chordata; Lepidosauria; Squamata; Anolidae. The record is from RefSeq and is a predicted model, not a curated record.
UCCGCUUGGAAGGCAGGCAGGGAGAGGGGCGGAAGGCUUGGGAGGGCGCGUGGCAAACUUCUCUCUGGCGGCGGGGCUGACCGGCAGGGGGCGGCGGCGAGGCCGGCGAGACUUCUGGCCAAUCAGGGGGCCGCGAAGGCUGGCAGCGAGGCGCCUCAACGUUCUGCCUGAGCGCAGCCUCGGCGGGAGUCGGGCAGUGGAAGGCGGAAAGGGGAGCCGUGCGUCGGAGCGCCUCUCUCUCAGGGUCCGCGCGCGCGACUCCCAAGAGGAGAAGGCAGAACGUUGAGGCGCGCGCGCUGCCAUUGGCAAAGGAGGGCGCGCGGGCGGGGGAAGGCGCCUCCUCCUCCUCCUUUGCUCCCUCCCUCCCUGCAUCGCGGCGGCUCUACAUAAGCGCCCGUCGGCGGCGGCGGGAGGCGUGCGGCGUGGAGGAGCGGCGCGGCUCGGCUCGGGGGCCAUGGCCUUGGCGGACAGCGCCCGCGGGCUGCCCAACGGCGGCGGAGGCGGCGGGCGGUCGCAGCCGGAGCCGUCGGUGGUUCCGGCAUCCACGGUGGCGUCGUCGGCAGGGAGCGAGGCGCCUGGGGAGAUCGUGGAGCUGAACGUGGGCGGGCAGGUGUACGUGACCCGUCGGGGGACGGUGCUGUCGGUGCGGGGCUCGCUGCUCUGGCGCCUCUUCUCGCAGGAGCCCGGCGCGGCGCUGGCCCGCGACUCCAAGGGCCGCGUCUUCCUCGACCGCGACGGCUUCCUCUUCCGCUACGUGCUGGACUACCUCCGCGACCAGGAGCUGGUGCUGCCCGAGCGCUUCCCCGAGCGCAGCCGACUCCAGCGGGAGGCCGAGUACUUCCAGCUGCCGGACCUGGUCCGCCGCCUCCAGCGAGGAGGAGGAGGCGGAGGAGGAGGCGGCGGCGGAGGAGGGGGCCUUCCGCGCGACGCCUCCCUCUGCGCCGACGAGGGGGGCUCCUGGGAGGCUGAGGGCGAAGGCGGCCCCUCGUCCCCGGCCCGCCGCAGCCCGCUCCUGGCGCCCUCGCUCUCGCUGGACGCCGCCGCCGCCUCCUCCUCCUCGUCGUCGGCCUCGCCCUCGUCGCGCCGCGCGGGCUACAUCACGGUGGGCUACCGGGGCUCGUACACGCUGGGCCGCGAGGCGCAGGCCGACGCCAAGUUCCGCCGCGUGGCGCGCAUCACGGUCUGCGGCAAGACGGCCCUGGCCAAGGAGGUCUUCGGAGAGACGCUCAACGAGAGCCGCGACCCGGACCGGCCCCCCGAGCGCUACACCGCCCGCUACUACCUCAAGUUCAACUUCCUCGAGCAGGCCUUCGACCGGCUCAGCGAGGCCGGCUUCCGCAUGGCCGCCUGCUCCUCCACUGGCACCUGCGCCUUCGGGCCUGAGCAGGGCGGACCCGCCGACGACCGCGUCUGGACCAGCUACACCGAGUACGUCUUCUGCCGAGAGUGAGCCCCCAGGAGACCCAGGAGAAGGAGUCACCCCAGCCAUCCCCUCAACGCCUUCGGGGGAGGCAGCCCUACACCCCCAGCCAGGCUUCUCCAGCUCUACACAUCCAUUCACACACAUACGCGCCUUAGUUCUGUCCCCUCAUUGCUGUCACUCCGGGACAUGGAAGGAGCAGAGGCUGGAACAGGGAGAGAGAGACUCUCCUUUUCUGUCCAGAAAGGGCAUAGGAGGGUUUCACUGCCCUGUAACCCCUGUAUCUCUUUCCUCUCCCUCAUCACAGUCCAGCAUCUAUUUCAAAGUCUCUUGACUGCCUCCUGCAGAAUUGUGGGAUUUGUAAUUUAGGGAAGGGCUCAUCCAGAGAAGCCCUGGGCCUCCCAAGAAUUCUGCAGGAGGCGGUCACAACAUUUCAAGUGGAUCAAAGAGGAAAAUGCUCAA